Messenger RNA from Penicillium manginii, 2445 nucleotides. Its product is annotated as non-ribosomal peptide synthetase. Lineage: Eukaryota; Fungi; Ascomycota; Eurotiomycetes; Eurotiales; Aspergillaceae. Gene Ontology annotation, cellular component: cytoplasm. Bases 1 to 2445 code for a protein of 814 amino acids. Gene Ontology annotation, biological process: secondary metabolite biosynthetic process; amino acid activation for nonribosomal peptide biosynthetic process. Gene Ontology annotation, molecular function: phosphopantetheine binding. The record is from RefSeq and is a predicted model, not a curated record. The transcript has a single exon.
AUGGCGCCCAUUCUGUUAGAUUCCGAUACCUUGGACCAACCGCUAACUUUGGUUCUCUUGGGGGACCAGGCAAAUGGCCUGAAAGAGUCGGUCGUGGAUCUACAGCUUUCUGAGCACCCCCGGCUCCUUCUGCGACUCGUCGAGGUUUUCAAUGCACCAACAAUCGUCAAAGCCGAGCCUUCUGAUAUCCAACUUCAACGUCUACUCCAACUUGCUUGGGUCAUUACAAUUGGAGCGUUCACCUCCUCGACUACCCUAUACGUUGGUGAGCAAUAUACCAAGGGACGUUGUUAUGUCGGGGAGUCUGAUGAUUCCACCGCCCCUUCGAUGCAAAUCCACGUCGACACUCAAGAAUCAGUGCAUGAAUUGUUCGGGCAGAUUACGAAUGGGCUUGGUUCCCUCGCAAAGGAGUCAUAUGCCAAUGGCGUGCAUGUAAAUGAUUGCAAGAAUCCUCGCUAUAACACGACCAUUGUUUACCAGCGAGAGCCUGCAAUGGCGGUGGGCUUGGGCCAGAAAGCCUGCAUGGGCCGGUGCCACGUUUGUUGCUCUAUUGCUUCGAAGCAAGAAACCCCCGGGGAGGGUCUGCUUCUUUUCGUCAGAUGUACGCCAGAUGACCUCCUGCAUGCACAGCUCGAUGUGGGCGACUCUCAAAUCGGCUUACCACUGGCAACAAGCUUACUCCACAGUUUCAAUCGAGCCCUCUCUUCAAUUGGAAUUACAUCAAUGCAGUCGAUUGGAGCCGUGGAUCUCUGUGGGUCAAAUGAUCGUGCCCAGAUUGCCGACUUCACCGGCUCUCUUGCACCUUCUCAAGAUGCCUUGCUUCACGAUCUCUGCUUACGCCACGUCGUGACAACCCCGAAUGCACCAGCUGUACGAUCAUGGGACGGCGACCUCACCUAUAGUGAACUCAAGGAUCUUUCAUCUCGCCUGGCUCAUUGGUUGGUUGGUCAGGGUGUUCGACCGGGUGUUUUUGUCGCCUGCACUUUCUACAAGUCAACCUGGGCAAUCGUAGCCCGUCUUGCAAUUCUAAUGGCCGGUGGUGCAUACAUCUGCGUUGAUGGCAGUGACCCACCACCAUAUCUGGCAUCUGUCCUGGAGCGAACUCAAAUUAAAAUCAUGUUGACAUCGACCGGAUACGCAUCGAGGUACACGCAACUUGUAGAAGUCCAGUUUGAAGUGAGCGCGGAUUCUCUCCGAGAACUCCCUUUCAUAUCCGGGGUACCAUGUGUCGAUGUUAAGCCUACCGAUGCUUGCGUAGUACUUUUCACUUCGGGCAGUACCGGUAAACCCAAGGGAAUCGUCCAAGAGCACCGAAGCUACGCGUCCGCUCUCACCGAUUACAUCCGCGUCAUGGGCAUGGGCCCUCAUUCACGACUUUUUCAAUUCGAUGCUUACGCCUUUGAUAUCAGUAAUAAUGAUUUCCUUGCACCUCUGCUAGCCGGUGGCUGCUGCUGUGUGCCCACAACUGCGCUGUCAGUGGAUGCCCUCAUGACAGAUAUCGAUGACCUCGAGGCUAAUAUGAUGUUUGCCACGCCCUCAGUGGCCAUCGAGAUUAAUCCCGACCGUGUGCCGACGCUGAAGAUGAUGUGCAUCGGCGGGGAGCCUGUCUCUGACGCGGUUCUCGCCAAGUGGCUGACUCGCGUGAAGGUUGUAAACCAGUAUGGCAUGGGGGAGGUAGCGUCUCUGUGUGCUCACAAUCCCAACCUUCAAAUGGGCCACGGCGCUAUUGUUGGAAGACCAGCUAGUGGCGCCAUCUGGAUUGUGAACCAAGAUCACCCUGAUCUACUGAUGCCCGUGGGAGCGGUCGGAGAGCUGCUCGUGGAGGGUCCACACAUAUCAAGAGGCUAUCUAGACCACGUCUCCGGAAAAUCGGAAAACUUCUUGACAACAUCGCCUCUCUGGAUGGCACAGAUUCAUGGCGAUCGUCCACAACAUCGAUUCUAUAGAUCCGGUGAUCUUGGCCGGUACAAUCACGACGGAACGAUUGAGCUCAUUGGGCGAAAAGACACAAUGCUAAAACUCGAUGGGGCGAGGGUGGAAGCCGGCCAAGUCGAGUACGUACUUCGCCAACAUCUGUCGACUGGGGAUGCCGCGGUGGUGGAUGUCUUAGGUGCUGUGGAUGGUGCGGGCGAGCCAAUCCUUGGGGUCUACCUCUACCUUGCGAAUAACCCAAUGAACCUGGAGACGGGACCAAUCGAAGAGAUGCAAUUUCGCCCGAUAAUGCAGCGUCAUGCGAUCUAUGCUCUCACUCAGGCCCUCAGCGAAGGGGUCCGGCAGAAUCUGCCCACCUACUAUGUUCCUAGUCUUUUCCUACUCGUCGACCGAGUCCCACGAACCAAGUCGAAGAAGACGGAUCGUCGCAAGCUUCACAUGUUAGGAAAUGCUUAUUACAUGGCCCAUCGAGAGGAUCUCAGAGAAAUUACGGUGUGGCCGGAGUGGGAAUAA